This is a messenger RNA of Rangifer tarandus platyrhynchus (Svalbard reindeer), 630 nucleotides long. The record is from the annotation of a GenBank genome assembly. Lineage: Eukaryota; Metazoa; Chordata; Mammalia; Artiodactyla; Cervidae.
AUGUGGCUUGUCUUACAGGUCUCCAUCACCCUGAGGUGGGUGCUGCCGGCUCAGUUCUUCACUUUCCCCUUCAACGGUGCUGAUCUGUACAAGGAACUGAAGGCCUCCACUGCCAUCCUGUCCAUUGGCAUUGGAAGCCUGGACAAACUGCUUGAUGCUUAUCUCUAUGAUGGAGAAGUGACUGGAAUCACAGGAGGCCCGGCUAGCAGUAAAACCCAGGCGAGCAUUUCUUCAGGGACUCUGAAGGUGGUGGUUGUGGACUGUGUCCCUGUGGUGCUCAUCCCACUUCUGGAAGGUUCACAGAGGGAAUGCUUGGCCUUGACGCUGCAGCUGGCCCAAGAGCCGAAGACCGUGGCCCAGGACCUCAGCAUGGCAGUGGCGCUGACCAGCCACCUGGCCUCAGACAGGGCCAGCAGGCAGCUCAAACCUGCCCUCAAAUGCUCCUGGAGCUUUGUGCCCAGCGCCCGGCUUCUCCUAGACAUUGGCCAAGGCGCAGGAGCCUCAGGCUGCCGGCGCCUGGCGUGUCUGACCACAUCUCCUCGCCUGCCAACAGGUUUCCAAGAAACGGUGAACACUGGGGCCUGUGGGGCGCCAGAGCAGAGCCCAGCAUUACAGGGACUUCACACAUGA